AUGAAGAUGGAUUACAUGGCCCAAGAAUUAGAUGGUCAUUCUGAAGGGGUUGGGCAAUAUAGAUUAAAUUCAUAUUAUGAUUCGUGUGACAAAAUCUACAUACCACAACUAAGAGAUGACCACAAGCCAAAAUCAGGCCAAGGAUUUGAGUCAUUAGAUGAUGCUCAUGAGUUCUACAAUAAUUAUGCCAAGGAAGUUGGUUUCAGUGUCAGAAUCAAUUCUAGUAGGAAGAAUAAAGAAACUAAUGAAAUCCUACGAAAGGAGUAUGUGUGUUCUAAAGAAGGAGUGCCCGCUAAAGGAGUUGGUGAGAAAAAAAGGCGUAGAGGUAUUACUCGAGAAGGUCUUAAGGCAAAGCUAGCUGUGGUGAAGUCGAAAUCGGGAACCUAUGUAGUCAGCCUAUUUGUGGAGGGUCACAACCACCCAUUAAAAAGUCCUAAAAGAGUACACUUGUUAAGGUCUCAUCGUACAGUUUCAAAUUCUCAUAAGUGUAUAACCCAACUAUUUUCAGCAGCAAAUAUACCUACACAUCAACAAUUUAGCCUUCUUGAAAUGCAAGUUGGGGAGAUAGAAAAUGUUGGAUGUCUAGAGAAGAAUAUUUACAAUAAUGAAAGGAAUUUGUGUAAUGGGUUGAAGGGACAUGAUGCAGAUAUGUUGUAUGAGCAUUUCCAGCUAGAGCACAAAAAGAAUCCGUCCUUCACUUUUAAGAUUGAGGCUGAUGAAGAAGAUAGAAUUACUCCUUGUUUUUGGGCUGACACAAAAUCUAGGAAGGCAUACACGUUUUUUGGCGAUGUGGUUCUAUUUGAUAGUACUUAUAACACUAAUUGA
Messenger RNA from Prunus avium (sweet cherry), 825 nucleotides. Its product is annotated as protein FAR1-RELATED SEQUENCE 5-like. The record is from RefSeq and is a predicted model, not a curated record. NCBI's taxonomy places the organism in Eukaryota, Viridiplantae, Streptophyta, Magnoliopsida, Rosales, Rosaceae.